AUGAGAGCAGCUGCCCUUAAGAACCACACCCCCUCCAACAGCGCUCGUAACACUCUCGACCACAUAAGAGGACGUGCGAAGCCUGCAUAGUCGAAACCACAACAUCUCAAUGCUCCCUUGACCGAACUCGUUAACAAGAGGGCAACACUCCGCCAGCCAGCACAAGGCCCGUUGCGGUCCCUUGUAAUAAACAGCUCAGAGAUCGGCCGUAAAGAUGCGGCUGGACGUCAAGAGACAACUCUUCGCUCGCAGUGAGCGAGUCAAAGGCAUUGACUUCCACCCUACCGAGCCAUGGAUCCUCACAACACUAUACAGCGGCCACGUAUACAUAUGGUCGUACGAGACGCAAGCGAUUGUCAAGACCUUCGAGUUGACCGACGUGCCUGUUCGCGCUGGUCGCUUCGUGGCACGGAAGAACUGGAUAGUGUGCGGCAGCGAUGACUUCCAGGUACGGGUGUACAACUACAACACGUCGGAGAAGAUCACAUCUUUCGAAGCACAUCCGGACUACAUCCGAGCAAUCGUCGUCCACCCCACCGAGCCGUUUGUGCUAACAGCUAGCGAUGACAUGACUAUCAAGCUAUGGGACUGGGACAAGGGGUGGAAGUGCAUACGGGUGUUUGAGGGCCACAGUCAUUACGUUAUGGGCCUGGCGAUCAACCCCAAGGACACCAACACGUUUGCGUCUGCUUGUCUUGAUCGGACGGUCAAGAUUUGGAGUCUCGGAUCCAAUACACCCAACUUCACGCUGGAAGCACACGAAGUCAAGGGUGUCAACCAUGUCGAUUACUACCCGCAGAGUGACAAGCCUUACCUCUUAACAACAUCCGAUGAUCGGACGGUCAAGAUCUGGGAUUAUACAACCAAGGCAUUGAUCGCCACGCUUGAAGGUCAUUCGUCAAACGUAUCUUUUGCUUGCUACCAUCCCGAACUACCCAUCAUCAUAUCCGGAUCGGAAGAUGGCACGAUCAAGAUCUGGCAUGCCAACACCUACCGUUUGGAGCAGUCUCUCUCGUAUGGCUUGGAGCGCGCAUGGUGUGUCUCCUAUCAGCGCGGCAAGCAAGGUAUUGCAAUGGGUUUCGACGAUGGUGCAGUCGUUGUAAAAAUGGGUCGUGAGGAGCCAGCAGUAUCCAUGGACGGCUCCGGCAAGAUCAUUUGGGCUCGACACUCAGAGAUCUUGACUUCCGUCAUCAAGGGCGCAGACAAGAGCGUGAAGGAUGGCCAGCCGAUCUCGCUACCAUCAAAGGAUCUCGGCAGCACAGAGAUUUACCCUCAGACACUACUUCACAGCCCGAACGGCAGGUUCGUUGCGGUAUGCGGAGACGGCGAGUACAUCGUCUAUACCGCUCUCGCGCUCCGGAACCAGGCUUUCGGCUCCGCACUCGACUUCGCAUGGGCCAGCAAAGAAAAUGACAAGGACUGCGCCAUCCGGGAGUCGCAGUACUCGGUCAAGAUCUUCCGAAACUUCAAGCCGAAGUCUGGCGACGGCAGUGUCAAUGUUGGCUUUGCCGCUGAUGGACUGUCUGGUGGCGUGUUACUGGGUGUCAAGGGACAGGGCGGCAUUGGCUUCUUCGACUGGGAAUCUGGCAAGCUUGUUCGGAGAAUAGAAGUCGAGCCGCGGAAUGUGUAUUGGUCCGAGUCGGGCGAGCUGGUUUGCCUGGCUUGCGAGGAUACGUACUAUGUGCUGCGGUACUCGAGAGAGCAGUACAUGGCAGCUAUACAAAGCGGCAACGUCGAAGAUGAUGGUGUGGAAGAGGCAUUCGAAGUUGUGUGCGACAUCAAUGAGAGCGUUCGCACCGGCCAAUGGAUUGGCGACUGCUUCGUCUACACGAACAGCACCAAUCGCCUCAACUACCUCGUGGGCGACCAAACCUACACGAUCUCGCACUUCGACCAACCCUAUUACGUCCUCGGUUAUCUGACCAGAGACGGCCGUGUUUACGUGUGCGACAAGGACGUCCAGGUGACAUCCUUCGCCCUCUCAGUAUCCGUGAUAGAGUACCAGACCCUGGUCCUGAGAGGUGACCUGGACUCGGCGAAUGACAUGCUACCCGACAUACCCGAAGACCAGAAGAAUAAGAUCGCUCGCUUCCUGGAAGGCCAAGGUUACAAGGAGCAAGCGCUUGAGGUCGCGACGGACGAUGAACACAAGUUCGAACUCGCACUCGGGCUAAACCAGUUACAAAUUGCGCUAGAUUUAGCGCGGAAGGCGGACGUCGACCAUAAAUGGAAGACGGUCGGUGAUGCGGCGCUCGGUGCUUGGAACGUUGCGCUCGCUGAGGAGUGCUUCAGAAACGCCAAGGACCUCGGCAGCUUACUCCUGCUCUAUUCGUCAAGCGCGGACGUGGCAGGCUUGCGAAGCUUGGCCGAAAAAGCGAGGGAGGCAGGGCAGCACAAUGUUGCCUUUACCUGCUUAUGGCAGGUUGGUGAUGUUGAUGGUUGCCUCGACGUUUUGUUGGCUACUAGCCGGACAGCGGAGGCCGUGCUUUUCGCGCAGACGUACAAGCCUAGCCGGUCUAAGGGUAUUGUUGGUCAAUGGAAGCAAGGUCUGGAGAAGGAUGGGAAGGGUAAAGUGAGCAGGAUGCUAGGCGUGCCGGAAGAUGAUGAGGAUAUGUUCCCCGAGUGGGACGAGUACCUGAAGUUGGAGAAAGAGGGUGGGGCCGCAAACGAUUUGGUUAACGUUGAUGAAUCGACUGCGACAAAUGGCACGGUGAACGGCGACGCAAUGGCGGAUAAUGUGCCCGAGACGAAAUCAAAGGCUGCCCCUGUGGAGGCAGACACGGAUGAACAUGAUGAAGCUGCUGCAGACGGACCGGAGACAGAAGCCUGAUCAAGGCUUACAAUUGUAGCACGGAGUUCGGCGUCUGGAGCAUCACAGUC
Molecule: messenger RNA, 2880 nt
Organism: Baudoinia panamericana UAMH 10762
Lineage: Eukaryota; Fungi; Ascomycota; Dothideomycetes; Mycosphaerellales; Teratosphaeriaceae
Exons: 4
Coding region: 215-2830 (871 amino acids)
Biological process (GO): endoplasmic reticulum to Golgi vesicle-mediated transport; intra-Golgi vesicle-mediated transport; retrograde vesicle-mediated transport, Golgi to endoplasmic reticulum
Cellular component (GO): COPI vesicle coat
Molecular function (GO): protein binding; structural molecule activity
Source: RefSeq, a predicted model, not a curated record